Molecule: messenger RNA, 366 nt
Organism: Lactuca virosa
Lineage: Eukaryota; Viridiplantae; Streptophyta; Magnoliopsida; Asterales; Asteraceae
Source: the annotation of a GenBank genome assembly
AUGAGAAUCAUUAACGAGCCAAUAGCAGCCACCAUUGCUUGUGGCUUGUAUAAUGGCCUCAACAAGAAGGAUUCAAAUGUUAGCGAGAAGAACGUGCUAAUCUUUGACAUGGGUGGUGGCACUUUUGAUGUCUCUCUCCUCACCAUAAAAGAGGGGAUUUUCGAGUUGAAGGCGAUGUCCGGAGACACUUAUCUAGGCGGCAACAACCCAGUUGAAGCGGUGGAGUAUGGCGCGACAGUGCAAGCCGCCAUUUUAAGUGGUGAAGGCAACCAAAAGGUUCAAGAUCUGCUUAUGUUGGACGUGACGCCUCUAUCUUUGGGAGACGAUGUUGAUACCACGAAACACCACCAUUCUGAAGAAGAAUGA